UAUGCAAAUGUCAUACUGUACAGUUCUUGUAAUUUACAAAAUAUGAUUUGUAUUUAUUAUAAAUUAAUGGUACAUAAUCCAUGGGGACCUCGCUAUAAAUGUGUAGAGUUCGAUAAACAAUAUUAGGAAAUGUAUAUUGCUCUCAAAUGGCUUAUUGGCUUGUGUUCGGCCAUGUGGAUCAUUAUGUGUUGUAUUGACAUAUACUUGAUUAAGACUAAGGAAAUUCAAGGGCCAGAUGCGAACCCUAAAACAUUUGGAGUUGUCUUUAAAAAUACCUCUAUUCCGGUAGAACCACUAACACGUAUUCAUGUAGAAAAUUUGAAGAUUUCUAAUGGCUAUCGGCAUCAAAGCAUGGCCGUAUUACAUUACAUAAUGUUCUUAGCUGGUGCUUUUGCUGUUUGUUUAUAUAACAAGAAGAAUGAAAUCAUUUCAUACACGAAAUAUUUCGUCUACAAAAUAAAUGUGUAUGCCCUACUAAAACGUUUAAAAAAGGCCGCCAUUAACAGCAGGGUUGCUACUUCAAAAUUUAUACUUAGUGUAGGGGUAAAUAUUAAAGAAGUCGUAAUAAAGUUAAUUAGAGAUGUACUGCUAUUAAAUAUUAAAAGACGUGAAUACCAGCAAAAUAUACAUAAUUUGUUACUACAAAAAUUAAAAGAAGUAGGAGAAGAACGAAAGAAUUUAGGACAAUUAUUAAUAGCCGCGAUUCAUGAAAAUAAGACCAUAAGAGUACAAUACCAGCUGGAGUCAAUGGCCAAAAAUAGACUUUUGCGACAUAUGGAUGACACACAGAAAAAAAUUAAGGAGAAUAGAUCUAGAUAUGUUAGUUUCCAACAUUUAUAUUUAGUUACACAUCAGGAGAAUAUUUUUUUAAAAGCCCGUUUAAGGAAGCUAACAUUGGCAAAGGAAGAAGCAGAGAAAAACCUUUUAGGAUUGAUAAAUGAAGUUUAUAAAACAAAAAAUACUAAACUUAGAAAAUAUUGUAGUCGUUUUAUUGACCGAACCAACGACAACUUACUGAAUUCAGAUGUGAAUGCAGAAAUACAAAAAUUUUUAGAUAAUCCUAAAAGAUGUAUUGCUGCAAAUAACUCAUAUUGUCAAUUGUUGACACAAUCUAAAUUUUCAAUAAAUUCUACGAACAGUUUUCCUACAGGCACUAGUCCCCACUUUACCGAAAACACAAUACUACAGAAAGACAAUAACUUGGAUCACUUAGCCUCAGAUGCACCAAGACUGAAAGGUCUCCCUGGAGAAUAUGUUUGGACUGUUAAAGAUAAAGAUGGUAUAAUAGAAAAAUUAUACGAAUACGAUUACGAGUCGGACUUUGAUACUGGUGAUACAAUUCGAAGAAUUAGACAAUAUUCAGUCUAUUUUGACAAAGAUUGCCUAUUGGAUUUUACAAAUUCCAGAACAAUUAUUCGAGAAACGGCAGGUCCCGGACUACAAAGUGCACAUUCGACUAUGAAUUACCCAAAGGCAAAUGAAAGAUUUUUAACUGGUUCUGAAAUUUUUAAAACAUUUUUACGAGAUAAUAAUAAUAUUAUUCCAACGUGAACAUUAACGAAAUUUCCAUAGUUUUGUGAAU
Molecule: messenger RNA, 1582 nt
Organism: Achroia grisella
Lineage: Eukaryota; Metazoa; Arthropoda; Insecta; Lepidoptera; Pyralidae
Exons: 3
Coding region: 130-1551 (473 amino acids)
Source: RefSeq, a predicted model, not a curated record